AUGCGUUCCAUUACCUUAUCCAAUUAUGCUCACUGCCCUGUUGUUCACCAGGUUUUGAUGCUGACUCUCCAGAAUGACCCACCCGAUAUCGAUACGGUGGCAACGGUAAGCAAUCAAUAUGUCAACUAUGGGCAGAAAUUCCGCAAGUUCACCCGCGCGUGUCUCGUAAAGGAUCCUUCACAACGCCUCUGCGCCCGAGAACUUCUUAAUCACCACUAUAUCAAAGCAAAAGCUAAGGGGUGUGUCCUUUUGGCACAUUUACCGUGUCCGCCCGCUAUUUGCCUUGUCCCUCCUCCCUAUCGUGUGACUGUUCCGACUCGGGCCUCCUAUCCGGAUCUGCCUUAUGGGCCCGUAGAUCCGUUUCUUAUCUUUAUAGUUGACCGAUUUCCAGUCCCAGUGUACGUUUUACUCUGUUCGCUAUCUCUCUAUCCUCUAUAG
Messenger RNA from Protopolystoma xenopodis, 438 nucleotides. Lineage: Eukaryota; Metazoa; Platyhelminthes; Monogenea; Polystomatidea; Polystomatidae. The record is from the annotation of a GenBank genome assembly.